GGGAGCCCGCGAGGGGUGGGCCGGGCUGGCCCCGCCAGGCACUGGUUCAGAGGCGGGGUCGGCCCGGGGCUGGAGCAGGAAGCCGGAAGCUGGGGCUGCCGCUCCGGAGAUAUGGCCGGGAUUAAAGCGCUCGUCCUUCUGUCCUUCAGUGGAGCCAUUGGACUGACGUUUCUCAUGUUGGGAUGUGCCCUGGAGGAUUAUGGAGUGUACUGGCCUCUCUUCGUGCUCAUGUUCCAUGUGAUCUCCCCCAUCCCUCACUUCAUUGCCAAGAGAAUCACAGAUGACUCGGACGCCUCCAGCAGCGCCUGUCAGGAACUGGCGUACUUUUUAACGACAGGGAUCGUUGUGUCUGCUUUUGGACUUCCUAUCAUCCUUGCAAGAGUUUCUGUGAUCAAGUGGGGAGCCUGCGGCCUGGUGUUAGCGGGCAAUGCGGUCAUUUUUGCCACCAUUCAAGGCUUCUUCUUUGUAUUUGGGAGAGGGGAUGACUUCAGCUGGUAGCAGAGGGAGGAUGUCGGAGGGACACCACUUUGGACUCGUACUCCAUGAAUUCCUCUCAAUUGUUUGAAUCGUGAGGUGUGACGUCAUAUCACCUUCCCACAUUUUCAUGUGCCUUUUUUAUAUCUGGGUAACACAGUUUACUAAGAGGAUAUACCAGCAACUUAAACAGUUCUCUUACCAGCAGAUAGUUCUUUCCCCAUAUUCAUUUCUAUUCUAUUUCUGUAUUUAGCUUCCUUUUGUUUCCACUCAUUUUCCAGGUUGAGUUGUGUGUGUGUGUGUGUGUGUGUGUGUGCGUGUGUGUGUGUGUGUGUGUGUGCAUGUGUGUGUGUGUUGUUUUAAAAUUUAUUUAUGACAACUCUGCAAUCUGUUAGUGCUUACCAGUGCCACAAAGCUGGGCACAUAUGCCUAGGGAAAUUGCAGAUGGUGCUUGAGCUGGAGACAGUUAGAAACUGCUUGGGAGCACCAUACCAAGGGAGUGCUGUGAAGGGAGUUGGCAUGCCCAGCAUCCAGUCCCAUGUUAGGUGCUUAAUUCAUGUUAAUUGCAUGCAGAGGAAUUGAAUUGAUCGCUAAGGUCCCUCAUACCAUCUAGCUGUGAAGUAUGGAGGUGGUGAAUUCUUCAGAGCAGGGUAACUUCACCUGAGUCUACAGCUGAGGAUAGAUUUCUGGGGAUUUGGGAAUUUAGAUGGGAAAAAAUUUUUUAAAAGUUAGGUCUCCAUUUUGACUGACCUUUGGUUUCCUCUGUCAUUCUGUGUGUUUUGUUUGAUUCUGGGAAAGGGUCCCCAGGCUUGGCCUGAUUGGCCAAGGGAGAGGUCUGUGACACCAAGGCUGAGAACCCUGGCGUUAGAGUCCCAGUGAGUGCAGUGCAGUGGACAGUGGGCCAGCCUUGGUGUCCGGGAGAUCUAGCUUCAUGUCCUUCCUCUGGAUACAUUCUAACUGUGAGGCUCGAGGAAAUCACUCCAUUUCUCAUGGCCCCCAGGCAGUUCUCUAGGUCAGUUUCUAGGUAAAUGGCUGAUUUGCAUCAGUGGAAGGAAAUUUCCUUGGGGAAUUUUCUACAGGAUGAAAUUAUAGGCGUGGGCACCCCUUUCCCCCGAGUUAUUUAGAAGGGGACUGUACUGGGAAGCAGGUGACCUGGGUUCUAUUCCUGACUACGCGUUGUGACUUAAACUCUUUUGGCCUCAGUUGGCUUCCCUGUAAAAUGGGGCUGAUGCUCCCAUAGCAGCUUGAAGGCAGACAGCUAGGCCAUGUGCUUCUCAUGGGGUCCCUUCCAGGUCUAGGGUUUGUGAUGAUGUUGUUCAUAGUGCAUUGCUCCUAUGUUCCUCUUAAUUAGUAAAGGAAGUUCCCAGUAGAUGACCUUUCUCCCUAUCCCUUCAUUGGUGACUGGGUUCAAAUCCCAGCUGUCAUUUCCUGCUUGCAUGACCUCAUACAAGUCACUCCCCCUCCUCUGUGCAUCAGUUUCCUUAUCUGUAAAAUGAAGGUGUCAGACUAUAUGACUUCAAAGGCCUCUUCCAGGUAUAAGCCUUUAUUCUAGAAUUUAGGAACAUUGAUCAUUUUAACACAGGCAGUGGUAGAUGUGAGGACACAGGUCAGAAGCCCACCAGGGUCAUUGGGGGCCCGAGAAGAAGCAGGCUAGAGUGAGCCCUUUUUCUAAAGGAUGACUCGUUUCUUUCCUUCCUAUCCCUAACCUUUGGUUUCUUGUUCUCCCUUAUUAGCAGGGUCAUCGGACAGAAUUGAGCAGGGAUUCUCAUACACUUCAAUUCUUCCUUUUGGGUCCAUUUUCUUCUAAUUCUCUUUGUUUUUCCUUAUCAGCAGGGUCAUUGGGCAGAGUUGAGCAGGGAUUCUUUCUUUCCUACAGUUCUUUCUUUUGUGUUGAUGUUCCUCUUUCUAGUUAUUCCUUCACACCCUGUCCCCUUCUCCAGUGGGACAACGAGUACAGGAUGCGGAAGGUCUCAGUCAGGGUGGACAAGCUGCUUCUUCAUUUCACUAACCUGCCUGUGUAAUUGAACAACCAUUGUAUUUUUUUUUUUUUUUGGUGAGGCAAUUGGGGUUAAGUGACUUGCCCAGGGUCACACAGCUAGUAAGUAUUAAGUGUCUGAGGCUGCAUUUGAACUCAGUUACUCCUGAAUCCAGGGCCGGUGCUUUAUCCACUACGCCAUCUAGCUGCCCCCACAACCAUUGUAUUUUAUAAAAUCUGUCUGUAGCACCGACUGACACCUUUAUCAAUUCCUGUAACAUAGACUAUAUUGGAUAUAAUCAACUGACUUUUCUGCCUUAUGUUUAUUUUACUUUUAUGUACAUCAUUCUGAGUGGAAUAUAACCAUUUUACAAAAUCUGA
Dromiciops gliroides (monito del monte) is the source of this 2830-nucleotide messenger RNA. It is a transcript of the gene LEPROT, whose product is annotated as leptin receptor overlapping transcript. The transcript is spliced from 4 exons. Gene Ontology annotation, biological process: late endosome to vacuole transport via multivesicular body sorting pathway; negative regulation of growth hormone receptor signaling pathway. Bases 112 to 498 code for a protein of 128 amino acids. NCBI's taxonomy places the organism in Eukaryota, Metazoa, Chordata, Mammalia, Microbiotheria, Microbiotheriidae. Gene Ontology annotation, cellular component: endosome. The record is from RefSeq and is a predicted model, not a curated record.